CAUUCAAUUUCAUCAUCUUCUUCCCUUCACUUCACCCCGUUUGAUUCAUUCUUCCCUUUCCUUUAAUGCUUAAUCUUUGAUUCCCCAAAAAUGGGUUUUCUACUCAGAAAAACCUUAUCAGAAGACUGUGAUGAUCUUGAUUGUUACCAGAUCUGUACUUCAUCUUCUUCUUCAGCAACAUCAAAGUGUUUCAGAUUAUGUUCUCAGCACUGUGACCAUGGAAACGAUGUCGUCUUCCCUCCUCCGACGACGAGCCAUCACUCAAAGUUUCCCACUAAGUAUCUGAUAUCAACGCUCACAAUUGUCUCGUUUUCGUUUUUGAUCCUUUGCCUUUAUGUUUACAUUAUUCGGCGUCAUAGACGGCGGUCCGGCGGUGUCACCGGGAGAUCGGAUUUGGAGCGUGAAACGACUGAAACCCACGACGUGUUCCUCGAUGAAGAUCACGGUCCGGUCCUCGAUCAUCACAUAUGGUACAUCAACACCGUCGGUUUACAGCCUUCGAUCAUCGACUCGAUCGCGGUUUUUAAAUACAAGAAAGACGAUGGUGUUAUUGAAGGAACCGAGUGCUCCGUUUGCUUGACGGAGUUCGAAGAAGAGGAGAGGUUGAGGCUGUUGCCCAAGUGUAGUCAUGCUUUUCACAUCCCUUGCAUCGAUACUUGGCUUAGAUCGCACACCAAUUGUCCCAUGUGCCGUGCACCCCUUGUUUCUGCUAACAACGGACCGUCUUCUUCGAGCAUCGUAACCGAAGUUUCCGAGGAAACCCUAGUUCCUAUCCCCGAAGAUGAUGAAGAAUCCGAAGGUGGAAGUGGAACAAGCCAUGAAGAUGAAUCAGCAGCUGUUGAAAAUGAAGGAAAUUCAGGGGUUGUUCAACUUGAACCUAUAAGAAGAUCAGUUUCAUUGGAUUCCAUGGCAGCUUCUCGGAUCAGCGAGUUCAUUGCCGGUGGAAGCAAUUCCUACAACGAAUCGAAAGAAUCGAGCUUGAGAAUUGUACCGAAGAGAGUUACCGGGAAUCAUCAGAGCUUGUUGAGACUAAUGUCAAUAGGUCGAUCUUUGCAAAUCAGGCCAAUUUUCAUGAAAAGGUCAUUUUCAUGCAAUGGGAAGUUCUCCUUGCCUAUCAACCGGAACCGGAAUCCAGCGAUGAGAAGCUUUUGAAAGGUUAGUUGGUCGACGGGCGGCGUCUACUUUCAGGUGAGACAUCUGGAAACUAAGAUGUCUAGCGAACUCUCAACAAUGAAGAGGGUUUUUAAGCUUUUUUAGCCUUAAAGUAGAAAAAAAUAAAUUGCAAUAAGUAACAAACAAGGAUCCUCUAUAAACAAAGAUGUCAUACUUUCAACUUCAUCAAUGGAAAUGAGCCUUUCCCUUUGA
Messenger RNA from Hibiscus syriacus, 1365 nucleotides. Its product is annotated as E3 ubiquitin-protein ligase RING1-like. Gene Ontology annotation, biological process: protein ubiquitination. NCBI's taxonomy places the organism in Eukaryota, Viridiplantae, Streptophyta, Magnoliopsida, Malvales, Malvaceae. The record is from RefSeq and is a predicted model, not a curated record. The transcript has a single exon. Bases 91 to 1152 code for a protein of 353 amino acids.